This is a messenger RNA of Oryzias latipes (Japanese medaka), 1426 nucleotides long. Its product is annotated as ankyrin repeat domain-containing protein 49. Lineage: Eukaryota; Metazoa; Chordata; Actinopteri; Beloniformes; Adrianichthyidae. Gene Ontology annotation, molecular function: protein binding. The record is from RefSeq and is a predicted model, not a curated record.
CUUUGCUUGUUUUACGCUUCCGACUGAGGGUCCGGGGGAUGUUAAGGGUUUUUGUGUCCAAAAAUGGCACGUUAUAGUUUGAUAUAGCCGAUCAAAUGGAAAUUACCUUAAAUUUAGGAUUGUAUUAAUGUUACCGUAUAUAUGCAAAGCGGCGGUCUCAGCGGUUUGAAGUGUGCACUUGCCGAAAGGGUUUCUGGUGUGUUAAAAUUCUGAGUGGACAACAGCCAGAGAUGGACUUUCCAGAAGACUUUAACCAGCUGGAACUUCUCGACACUCACGGUCACCUGAUUCCUCGAGGAGGCAGCGGCCUGUGGACCGAGAGCAAGGAUGAGGAGAAGGAGACGGACGAGGAGGACCACAGCGAGGAGUGGUAUUUAGCAAAAGAGGACGAGCUCGGAGACAGACCGGCCGAGCUGGUCCUGUGGGCCGCAGAGAACAAUCGGCUGCCAACGUUGCUGCGUCUGCUGGCGGCUGAUCCUCUGCUGGUGCACUGCCGCGACGAGGACAACUACACGCCCCUGCACCGUGCGGCGUACAACGGUCACGUCGAAGCAGCGUGCGCCUUACUCUCCCACGGCUCCGACAUCAACCCUCGAACCAUAGACGGCUGGACUCCCCUGCACAGCGCCUGCCGCUGGGGCCGCGCCGCUGUGGCGAGCUGUCUUCUGCAGAGCGGCGCAGACAUCAACGCUCAGACGAACGGCGGCCUUACCCCCUUACACCUGGCUGCUUCCUCAUUCAAACCAUCCUUCGCUCAAACGUUGGAGCUCCUCCUCUCAAAGCGCCACCUGAAGCCCAGGCUCCUCAGCAGCAGCGGGGAAACGGCCGCAGAAGUGGCCCGGCGCAGCGGCCCACAUUAUUUUCUGUUUGAGAUGGUAGAAGACUGCAUCAGUGUGAUACCACCUGCAGUGCCAACUUAAAUAUUUGCAGGUCUCAUGGAAUGAUAGCAUGAGAUGUGUUCUACCUUAUAAAAAAUAAACUGAUAUGAUCAAAGAUGAAUGUGGCUAAAAUACUCUAGAUUUUGAACUGUUUUAUUAAACUAUUGGUAUUUCAAAAGCAUCUUGAACUUGACUAUUAACCGCUCAAAUCGGUGUGGAAAUAGAAGAUGAGGCAAAGAAUCUUGGUUAAGUCUUGGUUCAGUUAAUAAUAAUGAAUUUAAUAAUAAUUUUUCAUUAUUAAUAAUAAUAAUGAAAAAGUCUUCCUUUAAAGUUUAAAGUCUCACUCCAAUCAUCUUUUGAUCUUUUUUAAAAGCCUUCUCAGUGGUCUUUUAAUUAUGAUCAUGCUGGUUUUAGCCAUAAGAAAAAAAAAACUGCCCAUUUGUGGCCCACGGAGUGUAGUUUGUGAGUCACGACAACACAUUUUUUUGAAACAGCAUUUUUCCAUCUGCUCCUGAUUCACAAUGAUUUAAAUAAAGAAAUGCACAGAA